This is a messenger RNA of Brassica napus (rape), 2258 nucleotides long. Its product is annotated as bidirectional sugar transporter SWEET3-like. The transcript has 7 exons. Gene Ontology annotation, biological process: carbohydrate transport. Gene Ontology annotation, cellular component: membrane. Bases 276 to 1004 code for a protein of 242 amino acids. Lineage: Eukaryota; Viridiplantae; Streptophyta; Magnoliopsida; Brassicales; Brassicaceae. The record is from RefSeq and is a predicted model, not a curated record. Gene Ontology annotation, molecular function: sugar transmembrane transporter activity.
UAAAUUAAUUUGCUUAUACGAUAUAUUUUGCAGAUGCAUUUGUAAGUUGUGAUGGAAUGUUUGCUAAUAUGUUGUUGAAGCACAUAAUCUAUGUGAUAUAUCAUUCCAAAUGUCCCAAACUUAUCAUCAAAUUUAGAAUGUCCCAAACUUGUGAUUAUUAGUUUAAAAUGAACACCAAAGACAUGUUGUUAUAUGUAUUAUAUACACACACAUUACAUGCGUAAGCUUCUACUUCCCAACCAUUCCAUAAUCUUUGUUCUAUCCGGCCAAUCAAAAUGGGUGAUAAACUUAGACUAUCGGUCGGAAUUUUGAGAAACAGAGCUUCCUUGCUGCUCUAUACAGCUCCAGUAUUAACAUUUUCAAGGGUGUUUAAGAAGAAAAGCACAGAAGAAUUCUCAUGUCUUCCUUACGUUAUGACACUCUUCAACUGUUUGAUUUACACUUGGUACGGUUUACCGAUUGUGAGCCAUUGUUGGGAGAAUUUUUCUCUUGUGAGCAUUAAUGGAGUUGGCAUCGUUCUCGAAUCAAUCUUCAGCUUCGUAUAUUUCUGCUACGCGUCGCCCAAAGAAAAGAUUAAGGUUGGUGUUAUAUUUGUUCGGGUGAUCGUUGUGUUUGGGUUAACAACGGCAAUCUCAGCCGUGGUGUUUGAAGACCACCGUCACCGAAAAUCAUUCGUCGGAAGUGUUGGCCUCGUGGCUUCUAUCUCCAUGUAUGGUUCUCCUCUCAUCGUUAUGAAAAAAGUGAUAGAGACAAAAAGUGCGGAAUACAUGCCUUUUCACUUGUCAUUCUUUUCAUUUUUGGCUAGCUCCAUUUGGUUGGCAUAUGGUUUACUUAGCCAUGAUCUCUUUCUUGCGUUGCCUAAUAUGGUGGGGACUCCAUUGGGGAUUCUCCAACUUAUCAUCUACUUUAAGUACAAGAACAAAAAGGAAGCGCCAAUUACAACAACGGUGGUGGGCAAAUCAAAUGGGACCAUGAGAAGAACAAGAGUAAACUUGAGCUUGUAGUAGACGUUGAUCAUGAUGCUGAUGCUGAUGACAAUGAGAAGAAGUUCAUGAAUGCAUGUUAGUUAGCUUUCAGCUUUAUGAGUUUUAAAUUUCCUGGAUGUGUUUUCCUUCUCCAAAACUGUAUGAAUCCAUCCAGAGAUGUUAGGUCAACGUCAAGGUCUCGUGGGUUGUGCUUUCAUUACAUUCAUUACAUGAUGUUACAUCUCUAUUCUUGAUCAUGCGAAUAGAAACAAGAAGAGUUUUUCUAUUCGACGACAAAGAUUCAUUGUGUCGACAAAAAGACAAAAGAAAAAGAUCGAUCUAUAGUCGAUGAUUGAUACAAUUCAGAAUUAUUGAGUAUUUUGUAAAACAUAUCCUAAGAGCACGUGGAAUCGCAGAAAAACACCAUCACCUUCCACUUUAUAGAAAAUAAUACAGUAAUAAUCUGUUACAAAUUAAUUAAGAGUUUUUCACUUCUUCGCAAAUCAAAAUUUGAUUAAAAAUAUAAUACCUUUUUUUAAUAAACCCUAUCAGCUAUCCGGUCGGACCGGGAAGAACGCACUUAGUAUUACAGAGUGGAUUAGUCCGAAAGCUUAUCACACCGAUCCGAGUUUGAAACUAUUUAUUUUAGCAUCAUUGUUUACAAACACAGAGAGUAUUUUUGGUUAAUGUCACAAAAAUAACUACUCAAUUCGCAUACUCCAUUAUUUUUGGGCAAUUGAUCUCAAACUGAAAACUUUUUCAUUCAUACAUUUACUACUAUUUUUUUUCUCGAUGUAACGGUUACUUUUGUUUUCUGAAAGCCCAUAGACAUAAUACUCAUAAUGGGCCAGUGAAAGCGUAAAAGCUCAUAUAAUAUCAAUUCUGUUGUCAGCCCGACAAGGAAGACACUGUAAAACGACAGCGUUUAAAGAAAACCGCGAGGCAGUUUUGGAUUCAUUCCACUUUUCCUCUCAUCUCUCUCACCUUCUUCGCAUCUCUUUCAUACAUUAUCUCCUUCCCCAAACGUGAAUCCCUAAUUUCAUCUGCACAUCCAAAUCACGGAGACAAUUUCUCCAGGUAACACGAUAUCUCACGAUUCAUCAUCUCGGUUUCUUUCGUAGUAGCUCGUUUCGUAUAAUCUUAACUUCGCUGGUGAAAAUCGGAUAUUUGAUUUUCUUCUUCGUCUCGAUAUUGCUUAUUGUCCCUAUGCCACCGAUGUCUUCUGAGAAACUUGCCUUGGGAAUGCACUGAAGACGAGUUGAUUGAACUCGGGAAGCCCUUUGCGAAUACAAA